Messenger RNA from Paramecium sonneborni, 226 nucleotides. The record is from the annotation of a GenBank genome assembly. NCBI's taxonomy places the organism in Eukaryota, Ciliophora, Oligohymenophorea, Peniculida, Parameciidae.
UAUGGACAAUCUUCCUGUGCAGCAUCUGCACAUGUGGAAUUUUUAUUAAUACAUCCAUUUCCAUCCCAAACACAUUUUAGUGAAGUUUAUCCAGGUGUGCACUUAUCUUCUUCUAUGUCUUAACAAACUUCUGAAUAAUCUUAACAUUUUUCAUCCAUCCAUAUGCAUCCGCUUUUGAAACUCCUACCAUAUCUCAGACAAUCAUACAGAUUCAAAUAUACUCUAC